Stegastes partitus (bicolor damselfish) is the source of this 1043-nucleotide messenger RNA. It is a transcript of the gene mixl1, whose product is annotated as Mix paired-like homeobox. NCBI's taxonomy places the organism in Eukaryota, Metazoa, Chordata, Actinopteri, Pomacentridae. The coding region runs from base 1 to 957 and encodes 318 amino acids. Gene Ontology annotation, biological process: regulation of transcription by RNA polymerase II. Gene Ontology annotation, molecular function: RNA polymerase II transcription regulatory region sequence-specific DNA binding; DNA-binding transcription factor activity, RNA polymerase II-specific. The record is from RefSeq and is a predicted model, not a curated record. The transcript is spliced from 4 exons.
AUGUCUGCAGCUCAUGGGAAUAUGCGCGCCGGGGAUCUGAAUCACUACCAGAUGUAUCAGGACGGGCAUCUGCAGAUGAACACUUUGGUGAAUUCAGAAUAUGGAGCCUCAGGUGUUACAGACUUCUUCAACUCAGCAAACUCUGUUCCAAGGGGGGACAAGUGCGUGGCAAUACUGACCCACAGGAGAAAGAGGACCAAUUUUACGCAGCAGCAAAUUGAGGUGCUGGAGAAAGUUUACUCAGACACCAAAUACCCUGACAUCUACCUACGAGAGAGACUAGAGGCUCUGACUGGACUACCAGAGUCCAGAAUCCAGGUGUGGUUUCAGAACAGAAGGGCCAAAUCUCGUCGCCAAGUUGGCUCAUCAGUGUCCAUGAAGGUGGCCAACACACCAGCAGCUGGACCUUUUGGGCAAAUCCAGAACCGGAUGGGUCCUGAGAGAGUUUUCGACAACCACCACGGUGCUGAUGUACACAGGAUGGGAGGGUUUGGACUAGAGGACAGUUUCAGGCCUACACCGCACCAAAACACAGAGGACACCAACAGGACCGGCCAUCCCAUCAAACCCAGCAGCUACGACCACACAUCCGCUUCCUGCGUCUACCACAAGGACGGAGCGAAGCCUGAGCAGCUGCAGCGACAGCCCCCAAAGAUGGAACCCAACGCCCCCGGCCACCAGGGUCAGAAGGUUCUGGUGGAGUAUGACAACUUCCCACCGAACAAAACCAUUGGACCGGAGAUGAAAGUUGUGAUUCCUCCCAUCCCAGCGCAGAACAACUUCAGCAGGUCGUCGCCAAAGGAUCACGGAUGCCAAAUGCAGUUUUCACAAAUGCGGCCAGCAGGGGACCGGUAUAAUUCCGUCCCCCAGAUCCAAUCCACAAAAGCAGUGGACUUCACAGACUCUGACUCUGACUGGGAAAACGACACCAUGGCUGGAUUUGGUGGCUUCAUGUGACGUGUUAAAACAUCCAACAUAAGGAAGCCACAUGUGUAAUAAGACAAUGUGUAUUUAUUGUAAAAUAGUAAGAAAACUGUUGACUG